Molecule: messenger RNA, 863 nt
Organism: Verruconis gallopava
Lineage: Eukaryota; Fungi; Ascomycota; Dothideomycetes; Venturiales; Sympoventuriaceae
Exons: 1
Coding region: 1-732 (243 amino acids)
Source: RefSeq, a predicted model, not a curated record
AUGACAAUCUCUUCGCAAGCAUCGUAUGCGACGCUGCAAUUGACUUUAGCAAGUUACUACCAGGACCAGUACCAAGAGGGCGAGGGAAUCUUUGCGUUCUAUAUGGAAUUGCAAGAAUCAUUCAAUAUACUCACCCCAAUAUAUUCUGUGACAAGUGACGAGAGCGAGGACGAGUGGCAUAGUUGCAUAGAAGACACGUCCCUUCAUUUCAAUAACGACCCAGAGCCCUGCUCACUCGAAAUAUCAGCACCUGAGCCUGGAUUACCUUCACUCCUGCUCCAGAGUGAACCAAAAUUGCGUCCCACCAGAUUAGACGAAGGCCAAGAAAGCAAACUGAGCUCGACGUCGGAGACCAUCUUGGAACAAAACAGCUCGCGCCUGAAUGCUAAAGAGGAGCAUAUAUCAUUCUCCAUGCCCCACCGUGCGCGGCUUCGUCCAGAAGAAGCAUGGAUUCAGCCUGCGGCGUUGGUGCAGAUAGACAUUGACGAAGCACAACAGGAGCAGGAUGGCGCAAUAGGAACCUCUCCAGACGUGGACGUCAAACCGUGCGCAGAUGUCGGUGAUCUGUUCGUGUCUGAAAACCCAGGACGAGAACCAAGGAAAGUACCCCUUUGGCUAGUCUGUGUCAAUUUGCAGGCUCUUUGUUGGAGACACAAUAUGCAGAUGGCCCUACCAGGAGCGAGGGAGACACUUCGGCAAAGAGAUCUCUGCCAUAGCCGCUGGAGCCAGUGACGGAGCGGACGAGGCAAUGGACGAGUAUUUCGACCUCGUCGAAGGAGUCGUGGAUGAGAUCUCAGCGAAGAAAGAAAGAAAGAGAGGGAGAGGGAGAGAGAGAGCGAGAGAGAGUACAUCAGAUACUACCG